This is a messenger RNA of Thermochaetoides thermophila DSM 1495, 1638 nucleotides long. RefSeq lists its product as uncharacterized. NCBI's taxonomy places the organism in Eukaryota, Fungi, Ascomycota, Sordariomycetes, Sordariales, Chaetomiaceae. The transcript has a single exon. The coding region runs from base 1 to 1638 and encodes 545 amino acids. The record is from RefSeq and is a predicted model, not a curated record.
AUGAUGACCUACAUUGGCUCGUUCCCGUUCUUGGAGGAUGCGCCUGCGAUCCUCGGGCUCCACGAGAUGAUCAUGGUAGUUACCAUACUAACGGAGAGGUACCGGCGAGUUCUCGCCGGAGGUUCGGUGGAUCGCCGAAAGCUGCUGUUCAAGAGUCUUGCUGUUUAUGACCGCAAACUAUCCAACAUCCACGGAGAACAAUCGGGCAGCGACACAGCGAAACUGGUACCACAUCGGUCAGCCAAGGAUAACAGUAGUGGUCAGGAAGCUUUCGAGGAGUUGCAACAUGGGUUCGCCGUUGACCAACCCGGGGACGAUGAGGCUUCUGGGCCAGACCAUGACGAUGACGGUGAUGAUGACUUGGUUCUUGCUGCCUUCAAUUCACUAGACUCCAUAAGUGCCUUCCGACAUGGCAGCCGACCUCCCGUUGAAGAUGCUGUGAUUCCGGCAGACAGCUGGAGAAGACUGCUUAUGCUGCUUCUCUUGACCGCGCCAUUGGGCGAGCAGGAAAGUUUGUCGUCUUACUCUCAACAACUCUCGGGCGACACCCUGCAAACACUAAGGUUGACAGCCAAUUCUGUGCUUGCUGCCUUCAUGACCAUGGGACAUUCUCCUGGCGUUCGUUUUUCUCGGUUCAACACUAUCAUUCCCGCAUCAAUGCCCUUUCUCUUCAAUGGCCUGAAUGCCCUCUUCGAGCAUUUUCUGUUCUCUAAGAACCUGGACUUUACGAAGCACAAGAAUGACCAGUUGGGUCCCAAGCUGGUUCAACCACUGUUAAACGAGUCCGGGUCUAUCAUGAAUCCAAUCCUUCUCUCGCAGAUAUCUUUCUUCAUACCCGGCUCAUCUAUCUUCCGGAAAGUCCGUCUUUUAUAUUCUGGUGAUGAAGACGGGUUUAGCAUGGGCAGCUUUGAAACAAAGGUUUUCAACUGGCGAGCCCCUACCAUCUUCCUUGUAAGCGGGACUCGUAUUUCGGAUCAAGAAAUCCAAACAGGCACAAAGCCAUCGUCAGCAUUCCUCGCUUCCCUCCCCUCGAUGCGCUUUCCAUGUGGAAGCAACCAUAAGGAUGAAACGUUGAUCUUUGGUGUGUAUCUGACUCAGCCAUGGAAACAUACAUACCGAGAAUGCUUUGGCAACGAGGACACGUUAUUAUUCCAGCUCAGUCCAAUCCACGACGUCUUCCGCCCAUCGACUUUGAGCAGAGAUUAUGCAUGGUUUGCUAAGCCAUCAACAGCAUACUCCUUCGGCGGAAUUUCAUUCGGUUGCCCUCCGCCAAAACAGACACAAGCUUCUCGCCGGGCAGGAACGAUCCCGCUGGGCCCUAUCUCCUUGGCCUUGGACGACAGUUUUGAGUUCGGCUGUUUUACCCACCAAUUCACAUCGGGGGGUGGAGCAUUCCGAGCGAGCGUAGCCAGAAGGUUCGAUUUCCAGGAGUGGUUUGAGAUAACAAAUGUCGAGGUUUGGGGCUGCGGCGGGGACGAGGAGGCCAAAAUCCAAGCCGAACGAUGGGCGUGGGAGGCCAGAGAAGCAGAGGCAAGGCGAAGGGUAAAUCUUGGUAAAGGAGAUAUUGAAGCUGACCGCGUCUUGUUGGAAAUGGCCGGGUUAUUAGGAGGACAUAGAAGCGGCGGGAGUAUGGGAUGA